Penicillium cosmopolitanum is the source of this 1278-nucleotide messenger RNA. RefSeq lists its product as uncharacterized. Gene Ontology annotation, cellular component: endoplasmic reticulum membrane. NCBI's taxonomy places the organism in Eukaryota, Fungi, Ascomycota, Eurotiomycetes, Eurotiales, Aspergillaceae. The record is from RefSeq and is a predicted model, not a curated record. Gene Ontology annotation, biological process: ergosterol biosynthetic process. Gene Ontology annotation, molecular function: Delta24(24-1) sterol reductase activity. The transcript is spliced from 2 exons. The coding region runs from base 1 to 1278 and encodes 425 amino acids.
AUGGCACUGAUGAGGAAAGCUUCCAUUGCCGCUAAAAUGCCUGGUCAAGAGGCCAAAGCGAUUGAAUCAAAAGCAUAUGCCACCCUCAAAUUCGCAGACGGCGCGUCCGAUGAAUUCGAGUUCGGGGGUUCAUUUGGUGCUGCUCUGUUGAUGAUAGGUUUCCCUCUCUUGAUGUGGUAUAUGUGGAUUGGUGCAACCUACUAUGAUGGCAUGCUUCCUCUUCCCACUGCCAACCAAACCUGGGCUGACUUUGUCAUUUUCCUAUGCAAAUUGGUUUAUGAGGGAGCGUAUCCAACUGGGAAGGCAUGGGCAAUCUACUGGACAUUCUUCAUUAUGGAAGCCUUUAUGUAUUGCUACUUGCCUGGAGUCUCCAGUUUUGGCCGUCCAUUGAAGCACGAAGGGGGUAAAUGUCUUCCCUACUACUGCUCCGCGUACUGCAGUUUUUAUGCGACGCUAGCCAUUGCUGCAGUCUUGCAUAUUACGCAUAUAUUCCCCUUAUACACUCUGGUUGACGAAUUUGGAUCUAUUAUGAGUGUCGCUAUCUUUUCCGGCUUCCUGAAUAGCGUUAUAGUCUACAUCCAAGCUAUAUUACGUGGACGGACUCACAGAUUAUCUGGUUCAGUUAUCUAUGAUUUUUUCAUAGGUGCCGAGCUAAAUCCUCGAAUCGGUAUCCUGGACUUCAAGAUGUUUUACGAGGUCAGAAUUCCAUGGUUUAUAUUGUUCCUUAUCACUUGCUCGGUCGCCGCUCUUCAAUAUGAAAAAUACGGCUUCGUCUCGAAUGAGGUACUAUUCUUGAUUGGUGUGCAUUUCUUAUAUGCCAAUGCUUGUGGUAAAGGAGAGCAAAUGAUUAUCACGAGCUGGGAUAUGUACUUUGAAAAACUAGGAUUUCUACUCACUUUCUGGAAUAUGGCUGGUGUGCCUUUCACCUAUUGCCAUUGCGCUCUUUACCUGGCAAACCAUGAGCCUUCCGAAUACCAUUGGAAUCCUUAUCUCCUUUCUAUAUUUGCUACAGUCUAUAUCUUCUUCUACUGGGUGUGGGAUAGUGCAAAUGGUCAAAAGAACGCGUUUCGUCAUGCAGAAAAGGGUCGGUUUGCCAACUUGAAGCGGAAGACAUUCCCCCAAGUACCCUGGCAGGCUAUUGAGAAUCCAAAAAUAAUCGAAACUGAUACGGGUGAUAAUAUCAUGGUUGAUGGCUGGUUCGCAAUAGUCAGGAAGCCGAAUUAUGUCCCUGACAUGUUUUUUUCCAUGUCCUGGGGUCUGAUCACCGGGUUCAAGUAA